Messenger RNA from Nicotiana attenuata, 2802 nucleotides. RefSeq lists its product as uncharacterized. NCBI's taxonomy places the organism in Eukaryota, Viridiplantae, Streptophyta, Magnoliopsida, Solanales, Solanaceae. Bases 314 to 2623 code for a protein of 769 amino acids. The transcript has 5 exons. The record is from RefSeq and is a predicted model, not a curated record.
GGACAAACACUCUUGAAAUCCUAGUAGAAAUAGAGACGUUGUUAUUCCUUAGGUGUUUUUACAUUGCCGGCCUCUCUCUCUCUCUCUAAAAGACAGAGUGGUUCCACAUAACUCAAAAACAAUUCUUCUUUCUUUCAUAUCUCUCUCUUUUCAUGUUCUGAUUCCAAACUAACUCUCAAAAUUCUUUAAAAUCUCCCAUUUUUAGGCCCAAAACUUUCGAAGAUAUAAUCUUUUUUGUAUUUUUUGGGGACCCUUUUGAGUAUUUGUUUGUUUUGUGUUGGAAUUGUGUGAAUUCAAAGGGGAAAAAAAAGAGAUGGUUGUGAAGAUGAUGAAGUGGAGGCCAUGGCCACCAUUAUCGUCAAAGAAAUUUGAGGCCAAGAUCACAGUUAACUGUCUUAAAGGUCUAAACUUUUCACCUGAUUUUCAAAGAUUGGCUGUUGAAAUAAAAUGGAAAGGUUCAAAGGGUAAUAAUUCUUUGAGUUUGAGUUCUCUAAAGAGGAAAAGUGUAAAGAAGAAUUUUACAAAGGAAGAGUCUUUGAAAGAUGAUGAUGGUGUUGUUCAUUGGAAUGAGGAGUUUCAGAGCCUAUGCAAUUUUUCUCUAUCCAAAGAGACUGAAUUUCAUCCUUGGGAGGUUUCUUUUAGUGUGUUUAAUGUUACAAAUAGAAGAACAAACCAUAAAGUCCCCAUAGUUGCUGCGGCGUCAUUGAACAUUGCAGAAUUUGCUUCAGCAGCUAGGGAGAAAGAAGAAGAAAUUGAAAUAGUCAUUCCCUUGGAAGCUUAUAGUGGCAGCAGUAAGAGCAACCUCUCACUUUGUUUGUCUCUCAAUCUUGUUGAAUUGAGUAAUGCUCAUGAAGCCUCAGAAACAUUGCCAAAGUUUGUCAUGUCUGCUCCAGUAUCUCCUUCCCCUGCAGAGGUUUUGUCGACAGACAGAAAUGAGAUUUCUGCUUUGAAAGCAGGUCUGCAGAAAGUUAAACUUUUCAAGGGAUUAUCUACUAUGCGGCGAAAGAAGGUGUUGCAUGAAGAGGAGGGCAGUGAUGGAAGGAACUCGGUUAAAAGUGAUGACACUGAUCUCACUUACCCAGUUGACACAGAUUCAUUUGGUGAUUCAGAAGAAGCUGAAUCGGAGGAAGUAAAAGAGGAUACGACACUGCAGAAGUCUUUCAGUUAUGGAACACUUGCAUAUGCAAACCAUGCCGGUGGAUCAUAUUACUCAAACACAAGUGGCAGUGAAGAUGAGGAUUUGGUCUACUAUAGCCAUCACAAAUCUGAUGCAGGGCAUGCGUACACUGAGGAUGCAACUGGAGCAAGACCUAAUCAAUUAUCACAGCAGAGUUCAAAACACAGAAUUCUCCCUUGGAAGAAGAGAAAGUUAAGCUUCAGAUCUCCGAAAACCAAGGGGGAGCCGUUGUUGAAGAAAUAUUAUGGAGAGGAAGGUGGGGAUGAUAUAGAUUUUGAUCGCCGACAACUUAGUUCCUCUGAUGAGUCUUCUUCAGGGUGGAGUAAAUCUGAAGAAGGUUCAACUGCAAAUAGAUUUGCAGUCUCCGAGUUUGGAGAUGACAGUUUUGCUGUUGGUAGUUGGGAGCAAAAAGAGAUAGUAAGCCGUGAUGGGCAGAUGAAGCUGCAGACUGGCGUCUUCUUUGCUUCAAUUGAUCAACGAAAUGAACGAGCUGCGGGUGAAAGUGCUUGCACAGCCUUGGUUGCGGUCAUUGCCGAUUGGUUUCAUUCCAAUCCGGAAGAAAUGCCGAUCAAGUCCCAACUUGACAGUCUUAUCCGUGAAGGUUCACUAGAGUGGAGGAAUCUCUGUGAAAACGAGACGUACAGGGAGCGUUUCCCGGAUAAGCAUUUUGAUCUCGAAACAGUGGUCCAGGCUAAAGUACGCCCGCUCUCAGUAGUCCCAGAAAAGUCGUUCAUCGGUUUCUUUCUUCCGGAAGGAAUUGAAGACGAGGGAUUCGGUUUUCUCAAAGGUGCCAUGUCCUUUGACAACAUCUGGGAUGAGAUUUCUAAAUCUGUUCAAGACAAUGCUAGUCAUGGCGAGUCCUUCGUUUACAUUGUGAGUUGGAAUGACCACUUCUUCAUCCUCAAGGUCGAACAAGAUGCAUACUAUAUCAUCGACACUUUGGGCGAGAGGCUUUAUGAGGGCUGCAACCAGGCUUUCAUCCUCAAAUUUGACAGAGAUACUAGAAUUUUGCAGAUACCUAGCGCGAGUCAACAAUCAGAUGAUAAACCGGCCAGCAGUAAAAAGGAGCAACCUGAUAUGAAGGAGGCUACUACUAAUGAAGGAAAAAUCAUAGUCACCACAAAUAACCCCAAUGAGAAGACCGGAGAAUCAGCCAUCAUCUGUAGCGACAAAGCACCUGAAAACGAGGAGUCCACCAUUGUUUGUAAAGGUAAAGAGGCGUGUAAAGAGUACAUUAAGAGUUUUUUGGCGGCAAUCCCCAUUAGGGAAUUAGAAGUUGAUGUGAAAAAGGGGUUGAUGGCAUCUACACCCCUUCAUCAGAGGCUGCAAAUUGAGUUCCAUUAUACAAAGAGCUUUAACACCGAGUUGGAAUCACGUCCAGAAGAACUGACUGCUAACAGCUUGGCGUUACCAUCGUCAGAGGCAGAGAAUGAAGGGCAUGUCUAAUAUCCUUUGUUUCAUACAUGAUUGCAAGUGGCUCAGUGGCUCUUCUUAUUAAUGCUUUCGGGUGACAAUGUAAAUGACUAUGGAAAUGUCACCAUGAGUAUAAUACUCUUUCUCUCAAAGAGGGGAGGGCAUAAAUAAAUAUAUGGUCUCUUUACUGCUCUUAACUUUUCAUUUGUCUA